AUGGAAGAGAAGAGGAAGCUGCAGUGGCGGCGAGGGCGUGACGGCAUCGUGCAGUACCCUCACCUCUUCUUUGCGGCCCUGGCGCUGGCCCUCGUAGUCGCGGACCCGUUCGGCCUCAGUCCGCUGGCCGGGGUCGACUACCGGCCGGUGAAGCAUGAGCUCGCGCCGUACGGGGAGGUCAUGGGCAGCUGGCCCAGAGACAAUGCCAGCCGGCUCAGGCGUGGGAGGCUGGAGUUCGUCGGCGAGGUGUUCGGGCCGGAGUCCAUCGAGUUCGAUCUCGAGGGCCACGGGCCGUACGCCGGCCUCGCCGACGGCCGCGUCGUGCGGUGGAUGGGCGAGGAGACCGGGUGGGAGACGUUUGCCGUCAUGAAUCCUGACUGGUCAGAGGAAGUUUGUGCCAAUGGAGUGAACUCAACGACGAGAAAGCAGCACGAGAAGGAGGAAUUCUGCGGCCGGCCGCUCGGUCUGAGGUUCCACAGGGAGACCGGCGAGCUCUACGUCGCCGACGCGUACUACGGUCUGAUGGUCAUUGGCCAGAGCGGCGGCGUGGCGUCCUCCAUCGCGAGGGAAGCCGACGGGGACCGCAUCCGGUUCGCGAACGACCUCGAUGUCCACAGGAAUGGAUCCGUAUUCUUCACUGACACGAGCAUGAGAUACAGCAGAAAGGACCAUUUGAACAUCCUGUUAGAAGGAGAAGGCACCGGGAGGCUGCUCAGGUAUGAUCCAGAAACAAAUGCCGUCCAUGUCGUGCUCAAGGGGCUGGUCUUCCCAAACGGCGUGCAGAUCUCAGAGGACCAACAGUUUCUUCUCUUCUCCGAGACAACAAAUUGCAGGAUAAUGAGGUACUGGCUGGAAGGCCCAAGAAAGGGCGAGGUAGAGGUGUUCGCGAACCUGCCGGGCUUCCCCGACAACGUGCGCUCCAACGGCAAGGCCCAGUUCUGGGUGGCGAUCGACUGCUGCCGGACGCCGGCGCAGGCGGUGUUCGCCAAGAGGCCGUGGCUCCGGACCCUCUACUUCAAGUUCCCGCUGACGCUCAAGAUGCUCACGAGGAGGGCCGCCAAGAGGAUGCACACGGUGCUGGCGCUCCUCGACGACGAGGGGCGCGUCGUCGAGGUGCUCGAGGACCGGGGCCGCGAGGUGAUGAAGCUGGUGAGCGAGGUGCGGGAGGUGGGCCGCAAGCUGUGGAUCGGGACCGUGGCGCACAACCACAUCGCUACCAUCCCCUACCCUUUGGACUAG
Miscanthus lutarioriparius is the source of this 1239-nucleotide messenger RNA. NCBI's taxonomy places the organism in Eukaryota, Viridiplantae, Streptophyta, Magnoliopsida, Poales, Poaceae. The record is from the annotation of a GenBank genome assembly.